GCACAAAUGCAGGAGAAUUGAACGGUGGGGGUGGUGAGAGUAGAUUCAAUGGAGGUGUGAAUAAGUAAAAGAAUGGAGUCUCUUUCCGUCAUUGUCAAAUUGUAGCAAACGUGGGCGCGGCUGUUCCCAACUCCCUCCCUCAUAUUCAUUCAUUUCUCCCACCCAAAUUCAUCGCCCUCCCAAUUUGGGAAUUUUUCGAAACCCUAAAAAGAUGAACCCCUACGACAGCAGAUAUUCUGACGCCUCUUCUUUUCGCGGCCGUCGUAGUGAUUUCGUUGGACCUAUUCCGCCGCCGUCUUUCGUCGGCCGCGGCGGCGCGGUUUCCUACGGCGUCCCUGGACCCAACGGGUUCCGAUCCGCACCCGUUGCUCCGGUCCCACCCUUUGUGCCUCCUUCCGGAGGCUUUAAUGUAGGUCGAGGCGGUGGCAGAGCGGGCUAUGGUCACGUGAGUGAUAGAAUGGGUCGUAGCGGUGGUGGAAGAGGUCGUGGUGGUGGCGGCGGCGGGGGCGGUAGAGCCGGAGCUCACGGUUUUAGGGGCUCCGGGAGAGGAGGAGGCAGACACGGUGGUGGUUCUUCUAGGGAUGAUUUGAACAACAUUGCACUUCCAAAGCAGGAUUUUAAGAAUUUGGUCCCUUUUGAGAAGAACUUCUAUGUUGAGUGCCCUGCAGUGAGGGCCAUGUCUGAGCAAGAAGUUUUGCAUUACCGUGCCAGUAGAGAGAUCACCGUGCAAGGGAACGAUGUGCCGAAGCCUGUAAGGAUGUUUCAUGAGGCGAAUUUUCCUGAUUACUGCCUUGAGGUUAUUGCCAAUCUGGGUUUUGCGGAGCCCACCCCUAUUCAGGCUCAGGGUUGGCCCAUGGCUCUUAAGGGUAGAGACUUAAUUGGCAUUGCUGAGACUGGCUCGGGUAAAACUUUGUCGUAUCUGCUUCCUGCUUUAGUGCACGUCAAUGCACAACCUCGAUUGGCACAUGGGGAUGGUCCCAUUGUCUUAGUUUUAGCACCAACAAGAGAGUUGGCUGUUCAAAUUCAAGAAGAGGCUCUGAAAUUUGGGUCCCGGGCAAAUAAAAGAAGUACGUGCAUCUAUGGCGGCGCACCAAAGGGCCCCCAAAUUCGGGAGCUUAAAAGAGGCGUUGAAAUAGUUAUUGCUACACCUGGUCGUCUAAUAGAUAUGUUGGAAGCUCAGCACACAAACCUGAAGAGAGUGACUUACCUUGUCUUGGAUGAAGCUGAUCGAAUGCUAGACAUGGGUUUUGAACCUCAGAUACGGAAAAUUGUAGCCCAGAUUCGACCAGAUAGGCAAACACUAUUAUGGAGUGCUACAUGGCCAAGGGAGGUUGAAACUCUGGCAAGGCAGUUUCUGCGCAACCCAUACAAGGUAAUUAUUGGCUCACCAUACCUGAAGGCAAAUCAAUCUAUAAAUCAAGUUGUUGAAGUUUUAACAGACAUGGAGAAAUACAAUAGAUUAAUCAGGCUGCUGAAAGAAGUGAUGGACGGGAGCCGAAUUCUAAUAUUUAUGGAGACAAAAAAGGGAUGUGAUCAAGUUACCAGACAAAUGAGAGUGGAUGGAUGGCCAGCACUAUCCAUCCAUGGUGAUAAAAACCAGGCUGAAAGGGAUUGGGUCUUGGCUGAAUUUAAGAGUGGCAGAAGUCCAAUAAUGACUGCCACUGAUGUUGCUGCACGGGGUCUUGAUGUGAAAGACAUAAAAUGUGUGAUCAAUUAUGAUUUUCCAUCAAGCCUGGAAGAUUAUGUCCACAGAAUUGGUCGAACUGGUCGUGCAGGGGCUAAAGGAACUGCAUACACCUUUUUUACACAUGCCAAUGCCAAGUUUGCUAGGGAUCUGAUUAAGAUUUUACAAGAUGCUGGUCAGGUUGUGAGUCCUGCUUUGUCUGCAUUGGUUCGGUCGGCUGGUUCUGGUCAAUUUGGAUCAGGGGGAAGUUUUCGCUCAAGAGGACGAGGAGGCUAUGGAAAUCGAGGUUUAACGUCAGGUUCCAAUGCCAUUCCUCUAGGUUCGAAGAGGCCCUGGCAGUGUCUGUAGUUUUGGUGCUGCUUUGGGCAAAUUCUUAGUUUUACAAAUGUUGGGGUGUUGAAUUUUGAACAUGCAUGCAUUUAACCACAAUUACACUUGAAACAUCACAUUGUUAGAUUUUAGGACAAAAAUUAAUCUUACAACGACUGAAGUCCGGAAAGCAUGUGUUAUGAAUGAUUAACAUACAUUUAUCUUAUUUUUUCAUAGACUUGGUAAGAACAGUAGCUUGAUAAUAGAUGAUCAAAUAUUUUCUUACAGUCUUUAUCCUUCAUUUGACAAGGGAAGAAGAAUGAAAAUAGAAGAAAAGAAGAUGGAAUGAAGAAAAAAUAAACAGAAUUCUUCAUUGUCAUUUGGUUUGAUUUAUCUAUGUUAUUGUUAACUGUACUAUUCACAAACUCUGGUUCUACACUUCUACCCAUCAAAUAUCUACUAAAUAAGUUUUUCACAA
This is a messenger RNA of Glycine soja, 2471 nucleotides long. RefSeq names its product DEAD-box ATP-dependent RNA helicase 30-like. Gene Ontology annotation, molecular function: ATP binding; RNA binding; RNA helicase activity. The record is from RefSeq and is a predicted model, not a curated record. NCBI's taxonomy places the organism in Eukaryota, Viridiplantae, Streptophyta, Magnoliopsida, Fabales, Fabaceae. The transcript has 10 exons. Bases 212 to 2032 code for a protein of 606 amino acids.